UAGAGAAAGACUUGCCGGAAAGGGCACAGUAUCAAGUGCAACGUCGCAGCGUCCUCAUCUUUUGGGAUAUUUUUAAAGAUCGAAUUUAAUUUUGAAUACAUCAUGAAGUUUUUGGUGAUCGUUUUUGUGGCCUUCAUUGCAAUUGCCUCCGCUCUGCCACAGUUCGGACUUGGAGAAGGAUUUGGAGGAUUCGGAGGAUUUGGAGGAUCUGGUGGUCAACAGCAACAGCAACAACAACAAGAAAGCUUCGGAGCAGGAUUCGGCGGAGGUUUCGAGCAGCAACAGCAACAAGAAAGCUUUGGUGGAGGAUUCGGAGGUUUCCAGCAGCAACAGCAGCAGCAGCAAGGAGGCUUCUUCUAAAGCUAUUUCGUCAUUAAAUUAAUUAAAUAAUAUCUUAAGGAUCUAAUAACGAUAGAACCCAAUGAUUCAUGCAAAAAUUAAGAAUUCAUGAUUUUCGUAAACAUUCUAAUGAUAAUAAUUCAAUUAAUUUGAUUAACAAAGAGCAUAUGCCAGUGAGAGCUAGAUUGAAAACCUGUAUUUUUAGUGGGCCCGUCAGCUCCAGAAAGGUUGACAACCAUACUUGAAAUCAAGUAUUUUACAUCUUCUGUGAACGCAAAUGUCUAUGAUCGGAGCAAAAGGGAAGUCUGAGCUGUGAUCUGUCCGUGUCCAACCAGUUUUGAGUGUCAAUAAGGCAAACAAAAAUCAGAUAAAUACACACUACCAGCAGCCAAAAAUCAAACAGUUCACUUUAGCAUUUCAGCCAACUAAGAUUGUUAGCUGGAAAAAUAAAACCGAAAACUCAAAAUGCAAUUCCUGAUGAUUGUGUUUGUGGCCUUUUUCGCCGUGGCAAACGGUCAGUUUUUUGGAGAACUGAUUCGGGAUUUUGAGCGAUUUGAACAAGGUCAACAGCAACAACAGCAGCAACAGAGUAACUUUGGCGGUGGACAGCAGCAGCAGCAGCAGGAGCAGGGUGUCAUCUUUAGAGGUCCCUUCGGUGGCAGCGUUGAGUUUUUCCAGGAGCAACAGCAACAGCAGCAAGGUGGCGGCGGAGGUCAACAGCAGCAACAACAGCAGCAGCAAAACUUCGAUUUCUUUGGUUGAGCAUUAUUUCAAUCUGCCAACCAGACUAUAGUCAACGCAUCACUUUACGUAAGAGAAGAAAGCCAUUAUCUUAAAGAUACGCAUUAGACAAC
Molecule: messenger RNA, 1193 nt
Organism: Drosophila gunungcola (fruit fly)
Lineage: Eukaryota; Metazoa; Arthropoda; Insecta; Diptera; Drosophilidae
Product: probable basic-leucine zipper transcription factor O
Exons: 3
Coding region: 805-1101 (98 amino acids)
Source: RefSeq, a predicted model, not a curated record